Oryza sativa Japonica Group (Japanese rice) is the source of this 1494-nucleotide messenger RNA. Its product is annotated as heat shock 70 kDa protein BIP4-like. Gene Ontology annotation, biological process: endoplasmic reticulum unfolded protein response. The record is from RefSeq and is a predicted model, not a curated record. Gene Ontology annotation, cellular component: membrane; endoplasmic reticulum lumen; nucleus. Lineage: Eukaryota; Viridiplantae; Streptophyta; Magnoliopsida; Poales; Poaceae. Gene Ontology annotation, molecular function: ATP-dependent protein folding chaperone; ATP binding.
AAGACGCCAUUGGAGUCCAAUUAACUUGAAUAAUGGCGCGUCGUCGUCUUGUCCUGCUGCUUCUCAUCAUUGCCGCGGCGGGUGCGGCGGCGUUUGGGAUCCGACGAGAUGCGCCCAAGGCAUACUGCUUCUACGGCAUUGAGUGGACGGGAGUGCCUUACUUGCCGGGCACCGCCGCCGCCAUUUAUAUCGGCAACACCAACUCCUGCAUCGCCGGCUACCACUCGCCGCCGGACACGGCCACCUCCUACCGGUUCUGCAUCCCCUCCUGGGUGGCCUUCACCGCCAACGCCACCACCCUCUGCGGCCAACCCGCCGUCGACCACUCCGCCGCCAUCUCCGGCUUCAAGCGACUCAUCGGCCUACAGCCGGGAGAUCCUCACGCCAAGAGGGUGGCGCAGAUUGCGCCCUACAAGCUGGGGGAAAAGAUCGGGAGAUGCAGCAUCCAGGUCCAACUGGACGAUGGCGCCAAGUGCCGUGUGGAGGAUUUCCUUCCCGAGGAUGUCGCCGGCAUCCUCAUCGCCCACCUCAAGAGCACGGCGGAGGCGCACCUGGGCCACCGCAUCGACAACGCCGUCGUCACCGUCCCCGGCCACUUCAAUGGAAACCAAAGGCAAGAGGUCAGCUCUGGUUCCACCGAGUACGGCGGCUUCCGCUACGUCUCCGUCGUCGACGAGCAGGUCGCCGCGGCCGCCGCGCACGGCCUCCACGAGGACCGGGGCGACGGCAAGGUCAUCCUCGUCUUCCACCUCGGCGGCCGCACCGCCCACGCCACCAAGUUCGUCAUCCGGGACGGCACACCCAGCCUCAUCGCGCUGCGCCAUGACCCCUUCCUCGGCGGGGACGACUUCACCGCCAGGGUGGUGGAUCACAUGGCCGACCUCAUCAAGGACAAGCACGGCGGCAGGGACGUCCGCGCCGACGCCGCCGCGCUCCGCAGGCUGACGGCGGAGUGCGAGCGCGCCAAGAAGGCGUUGAGCUACCAGCAAGAGACGGUGGUGACCAUGCGCUUGGACGACGACGACGACUUGUUCUCGGAGCCUCUCACGCGCAGCAAGCUGGAGGAGCUGAUCGGCGACCUGGUGGGCAGAGCGGUGGACCUGGUGGAGAGCUGCGACGCUAGUGGCGGCGACGUUGUGGGCGUCGACGAGAUCCUGCUGGUGGGUGGAAGCACGAGGAUCCCCAUGGUCCGCGACCUCGUCAAGGACUACUUCCAUGGCAAGGAGGCCAGCAACGAGAAGGGCGUGGAGCCUGACGAGGCGGUCAUUCGCGGCGCCCUUCUUCUUUCCCACCCACACCAGGCUAGGUACCUCGACCCUUGCUACGACUACUGGCAUUCCCGCUAAUGCUAAUGUUCCUCCUCCUCCUCAUGCCUCUUACUAUUAGCUUGAGCAAUUUCACAUCCAAUAUUGGCUGCCUAUAUAUCCCUCAUGCAUGUUAACUGUCUUUUAGAUCAACAUCAUCGAAUGAUGAACUACUGUCUAUUGUGUUUAA